UUCGUAGGUGGUGAUGCUCGUGGUCCUGGCUGUGCAGACGGGGUUCAUGUGCAAUGCGGCGAUGGAGUGCGAGGCGAAUAGACGCCAGUACGUUUGGAUGUCCUGGGGCUUCAGCUGUUUCCUGAGCGCGGCACACGUAGGGUUCAUUGUCACCUGGAUCGUCGCUGCCGGCACGAACAACGUGCGGUGGAUGACUAUAUGCGUCAUGGGCGUUGCGGUUCGUCUCGUGGGUGUCGUCGUCUACUUCACGAUUAACGUCAUCGUAGACGCCAAUACGAAGCCGACCAUUGCCGAAAUUUACGCCCUGUACGUUUUGCAUGGUGAAGAGCACAUUUCGGCUUCUCAUCAACUACCGGUAUAUCCAUUUCUAGUACUAAUGGCACUAGAGUGUUGGUUCCUAAGUGAAAUGAAGAAGUACGUGGAUAUCUGUACGGCGGCGGUUGCCGCCAGGGAGAACGCGGCUGAAGCCGAGAGAAAGAGCCUCUCUCACUGA
This is a messenger RNA of Dermacentor andersoni, 493 nucleotides long. RefSeq lists its product as uncharacterized. The record is from RefSeq and is a predicted model, not a curated record. Lineage: Eukaryota; Metazoa; Arthropoda; Arachnida; Ixodida; Ixodidae.